CUUACCAAUAUAUUUGACAGUAACGUGAGGACGAAGGCCUGCUUGCGCGGUAUAUGACUGGGUGAUGGCGCAUACGAUAGUAAACAUUGAUCAAUAGCAUUGUUUCCAUCCGCUCGCGAGAUCAUCCUAUAAUACUCGCCUCAAAGCCCCUCGAAGUCAGACCCCGAACCCGAGCACGAGAUCUCAAUCACGACUACACAUUUCUCGAGUCCACGAUCCAACAAUGACGGCGCCUCCGAGAAUAUCGACAAACAGCCUUCCUCUCCCGACCCGGCUCAUCAACCCAUCCCGUCUGCGCUCAUACCUUUUCCGCCUCCCUCUGUUUACGCGGCUUAUUCUCUUGGCCAUCGUCGCGUUCUGGCUGCUCGAACUGCAGACCGUCUGGAGUGUAAUACAAUGGGGGUCCUUAAUACCGAAAGAGAUUGGGUUAGGGACAAUGUACAGACUGAAUACGUUCGCUCUGAUACACAUGGGGUUUUGGCAUAUGCUGGUAGACACCAUCUGUCUUGUGCCUUUGCUGGAGCGCUUUGAGGCCGAAUGGGGGACGUUGACCACACUGGCGCUCUUCUUGGGCCCUUUGGGCCAGAUACCAGCAGUCUUGUACCUAGUGUUUGACGGCCUCAUUCUGAGGGACAACACCCCCGUGCUUGGAUCAAGUGUAUGGGUAUUCCUGCUUCUUGCGUCUGAAUCGAUCAAGACAUACCGCGCGAAUCCGCAUAUAGAAAUCUCGGGACAGAAGAUUCCGACAUGGAUCACGCCGCUAGCAAUCGUGGUUGUCACUUCGGUCCUGAUACCGAACACAUCCUUCCUUGGACAUCUCAGUGGUUGCAUUACGGGCUAUAUGUGGGGGCUGGGCUACAUCCGCUUUCUUGCACCACCAGAGAAAAUCCUCCGCUGGAUUGAAGGCAAACUCAAUCUCCUCGGCAGAUUGCCUCAUUAUGUUUCUGUGGACCAGAAGACUUACGGACGUUAUGGUGUUCUGCCUUCGAGCUCGACGGCGGGACCGAGUGAGCAUAUGAGUCCGGUUGGAUUGGGCUGGGUGGGAGGAACGGGUGCUGGUGGCCAAAGGCUGGGUCCUUGAACUUGACCUCAAGGGCUUGGAGGUCCUUGGCUAUCACCAUUUGCUGGAUCUAUCAUGGCAUAGCGAGGGGCUGAAUACAUCUUGUAUAUUGUGGAAGGUUGGGUUCGCACGGUUUAGCCGGCGCUAUGCCUUGGAGUAUGUCGACUGUAUCACGAAUCAGUAAUACUAUGAUUGCCAAAAGCGCAGCAAAUCC
Exophiala xenobiotica is the source of this 1274-nucleotide messenger RNA. RefSeq lists its product as uncharacterized. The transcript is spliced from 5 exons. Gene Ontology annotation, molecular function: serine-type endopeptidase activity. Gene Ontology annotation, cellular component: membrane. The coding region runs from base 224 to 1081 and encodes 285 amino acids. The record is from RefSeq and is a predicted model, not a curated record. NCBI's taxonomy places the organism in Eukaryota, Fungi, Ascomycota, Eurotiomycetes, Chaetothyriales, Herpotrichiellaceae.